Molecule: messenger RNA, 1705 nt
Organism: Ricinus communis (castor bean)
Lineage: Eukaryota; Viridiplantae; Streptophyta; Magnoliopsida; Malpighiales; Euphorbiaceae
Product: signaling peptide TAXIMIN 2-like
Exons: 2
Coding region: 461-682 (73 amino acids)
Source: RefSeq, a predicted model, not a curated record
UUUAUAUGUUGUUUUUACUAUAGCUUGAUGGAAUGGCACUUCAUCAUCCAAUAGUGAUUAUUAAUAAAGAAAACAUUUCUUGAUACUAAAAACAAAGUCGCCUAAAAUUUCUUUCUUCUUUCUUAAAAGAAAAAAAUCAUAUUUGUAAGAAGUCAAUAAAAAGAAAACAAAUAAAAAUAUAAUAUAUAUGAAUUGUUUUUUCAUAAAGAAAAUAAAAUUUAAAAAUGACUUUCCACUUAAACUGAACACAAAAUUCAUUUCAAAAAUGAAUUAACACAUAUAUUAUAUAACAUUAUCAAACAUUGAAUUAAUCCCUUAAUUUCUCAAGUUACUAUAAAAAGAAACAAACUGUUGUGAUCAGAAAUGGUCAGUCAUGACCUCUUUCUUUCUGUCUGCGAAAAGGGCUCUGGUUCAUAUCUAAAAAAGCAAAAGUUGAAGAAAGGAAUAAAAAAAGGAAAUCAUGGCAGAUUGCAGGCCUUUAGGGUUCUUGAUAGGUUUGCCAUUUGCUCUUAUUUCUUUGAUUUUAUCCCUCAUCGGAGCCAUUAUUUGGGUGAUUGGGAGUGUGUUGAGUUGCAUCUGCCCCUGUUGCAUAUGCUGUGCAGGACUUGCAAACUUGGCAAUGAGCCUUGUGCAGCUUCCUGUGAAUAUCAUCCAGUGGUUUAUUGAUCUGAUUCCUUGCUGAGAUGGGUACAUUUACUUCAGUUAGCAAUUAAUUUUGUUCUUUUGUAAUUGCUCAUGCAUGUAUAUUGAUACUAGUCUUUGUAAUUAACAAUUAGAUUGAAGGCAUUUGUGAUUUUCCAUGUAUAUUCAUGUUAGUCUUUGUAAUCUUCUAUUUUCUUAUAGGUGAGAUAUGUCUUACAAACAUUAGACUGAGAUUUACAUAGGUGUGUUUGGAAUUACUGCUAGAUGUUAAAAAUAAAAAAGAAAAAUAAAUUUCAAUUUUUUUUCUUAAAAAUUUUAACAUUAAUUAAUUAAUGAGCUCCAAAGUACUUUCUUGCCAUUUUAGUUACAAAUGCUGUAAUUAAUUUUAGGUAAAACGAUUUCAGAUAUUCUGACCUUUGAUCAUUUUCGCAAAUACCCUCACCUUUAAAAUUUAUCAAUUUGGUCCACCAUCUUUGCAUAUUGUAUCAAUAUCUAUUCACAAUCGUUUUGGUGUGUGCCGUAAAUGACAUAUGGCAUGCACAAGUGGCUUAUUUAUCUAUAUGGCUUACAACUUAAAGAAACUCAAAACUCACCGUUUUAUGCUCAAAUAAAGGGAAGGGAAACCAUCCCAACUAUCACAACAUUUCACCAUUUUUUUCAAAUAUAUUCUCACUUAUAAUUUUAUCUUUUUAGUUCAUCAUCUUUGCAUUCUAUAUCAAAUCUACCCAAGCUGUUUCAGACAAUGUGCCUAUGAUGACAUGGCAUAUAGAUGUGUCUUUUUCUUGCCAAUAUAGAACGCACCGUCGUUAACCCCAAAACUGACCGUUUCAACAAGUGUUGUGUUUCAGAGAUUAUCUUAGACAAAUGCAGCAAGUCAUACAUCAGUUUGUUCAAAAGGAAAAGAAAAGGUGGUCAAAUACUCUAGGACAACAAUGUCAAAGACUAGUAAGAAUGCAAUUUUAGUGAUUCAAGAUAGACAGCAUGUUCUGUCAAAGCCUUCCCAGAAGUUAAGAAACUGCCCUAAUAUUGGAUGGUGCAUAUGUGUACUACAAAUAACAUUGAA